AUGGGCAGUUGUUUUCAGUGAACUUUGGCGUAUUCUGUGUACAAUGGUCGUAACUGGACGUUCUAUGGAACCACCUCCACUACCUGUCAAGCCGCAUCACGGACUUAGUGACUCUAACGGAGAAAACACCGCCUUCUCCGUCUCGGCAGCUAAGGCCUUUUUCGAAGCAGCUAAGAAGCCUGAGAUUCGCCAGGCAGCUGUUGCCGCGGCCAAAAACCCACUGGUUCGAAGUGUGGCCAAAUCGGCAGCGCAAAAUCCUGAGACUAGAAAUCAGCUGAUUGCUGCACUUGAAAAACACUAUGGAGGGCAAAGUGCCAGCAGCAAGCCAAGCCCGCCUUCAAAGCCAAAGCAUCAUGAAGAUGCGGCAGCGCCAUCUCCACCGCCGCCGCCGCCGCAUCGCAGCACGGCUGCGUCGCAUUCGAUGACAUCUUCAACGAAUUCCAUGACUUCAUCUGCUUCGAGUUAUUCUUCACCAACUCCACCUGCUAAAUACAAGAGUGCGAACGACUAUAAACCGUUGCCAACUGCGCCAUCUACAAGCUCCGCCUACUACGGUUCGACUUCCACCAAUGGCAACGCUUAUCCAUCAUUGGUCGAUGAGCUGCGAUCCUUGCAUGUAGAUACUCAAGGAACGAAGAAAGCGCCACCACCUCGUCCGCCUCCGGCUUCAUCAAAUAUUAGCGCUGGUACUCCUGAGCCUAUUCGUCUUCCACCUCCGAUACCGCCUACGUCGAGAAUGUUAAAUGGCAUCGCUGUCUCUCCGUCUCAGCCACAUGCUAUCGUGAAAUACUCAUUUACUGGGUCUCAUGUGGACGAGCUAUCUUGUGCAGCUGGUGAUACCGUUGUUUUAAAACGCGAUGUUGAUGAACAAUGGAUCUAUGGUAUGAAUAGCCGAACUGGUGCUCAUGGUAUCAUUCCAUUGUCUUUCUUGGAUAUUCGAGUUCCUCUGAGUUCUGGAUAUGCUUCUAACCAAGUCAUAGCCACUGCUAUCUAUGAUUUCCAAUCUGAUACUCCAGGAGAUUUGUCUUUCCGAGUAAACGACCAAAUCACAGCCACCGAACGAGUUGGCACUGAUUGGUUGCGAGGGACAUUGAAUGGUCGAGAAGGCAUCUUCCCAGCGAAUUUUGUCUCAUGCCCUGGGAUCGGUAGCCUACCGCUUACGCCAGCUUCAACUCAGCCACAAUCACUAGAGCAAAUGACUGCAGCCUAUGAUUAUUCUUCAGGCGUUGCUGGUGAUCUGGAAUUUAGGGCAGGAGACACCAUACAAGUGAUAGCACAUUUGGAUCAGGACUGGAUACGAGGACGAGUCAAUGGGCAGGAGGGUCUGGCUCCGCUAUCGUUCCUGGCGCCUUACGGUACUCCAGUCAAGAGUCCAAAAACACGAGGACUCGCAGCUAUUGCAGCUCUUGGCGGCACAGGAAAGGUAGUAACCGCAAUAGCGGACCACGCUAGUGAUGAUCCAAAAAUGCUCUAUUUUUCGAAAGGUGACAGGAUAGUCAUUGUUGAAGAUGUCGAUAGUUAUUGGUACAAAGGAAAAGUCGAAGGUUUCAAAACGCUGCCACCUGGCCUAUUCCCGAAAGCUCUAGUCAAAGAAGACUGAGGGAUAAAUCUCCAUGCGCAGCUACAGCAUAGGAUUCUCUCGAUUAGCAGCUAUUUCUAAAGAAGAUUUUUUGUCUCAGGAUCGUUCUUCGAGAAUCGAUUUCAAACAUGUACAGAUUUUUUUCCAGAUUGUGUUGUGUAAAUUUAUAAUUAAAAAGAU
Messenger RNA from Cylicocyclus nassatus, 1759 nucleotides. NCBI's taxonomy places the organism in Eukaryota, Metazoa, Nematoda, Chromadorea, Rhabditida, Strongylidae. The record is from the annotation of a GenBank genome assembly.